Letharia lupina is the source of this 2139-nucleotide messenger RNA. RefSeq lists its product as uncharacterized. Gene Ontology annotation, molecular function: ATP binding; nucleic acid binding. The transcript has 3 exons. Gene Ontology annotation, cellular component: mitochondrion. The record is from RefSeq and is a predicted model, not a curated record. Bases 1 to 2139 code for a protein of 712 amino acids. Lineage: Eukaryota; Fungi; Ascomycota; Lecanoromycetes; Lecanorales; Parmeliaceae.
AUGUUCGAGAUGCACUCUUCCCAAUGGAAACGAUCCGCUGCAGCCAGCGUCGCGGCGGAAGACGAAGCCAUUGAAGGGGAGAUUGAGCAGGAGGUCUUUUCGCAGACACCACAAUCCGAUGCCCAAAUAAAUCGAGCCGUACAACAUGGUCCGGUCACAAAGUUCAAAGACCUGGCGGAGCGUGGGAUGGUGUGCCAAACUGUCGUGGACACCAUCACAAAAAACAUGGGCCUUGAGACUAUGACACAAGUACAGAGCCUGACCAUGAACGAGUCGCUCAAGGGCCACGAUAUUCUAGCACAAGCACGUACUGGGACGGGGAAAACCCUUGCUUUUCUUAUACCUCUCCUCCAAAACAUUAUCAACGUGGACCCGAGGCUUGAGAAGCGCUCUCGUACUGGCCGUCGCGGCGAUUCUACGCAUAUCAGAGCCAUUAUAAUAUCUCCGACAAGAGAGUUGGCGGAGCAGAUCGCGGUGGAAGCAAAGAAAGUGACAAAAGAUACAGAUGUCAUCGUACAGACCGCUGUCGGUGGUUCGGCAAAAUCGCAGGGGCUUAGGAAGAUCAAGGCAGAAGGAUGUCAUAUCCUAGUUGGAACUCCAGGCCGACUGAAUGACAUUCUGUCCGACCCCUACAGCCAAGUCCGAGCGCCGCAGCUCAGCUGUUUCGUUCUAGAUGAAGCAGACAGAUUGCUAGACCAAGGAUUUGCGCCUGAAAUCCGAGCCAUACAAGACCUUCUACCCAAUAGGAAUCAGGUCGAUCGACAGACGCUCCUUUACUCUGCCACUGUGCCUCGAGAAGUCAUGAACGUUGUCCGCCAAACCAUGAAACCAAAUUUUCAAUUUGUUCGGACGGUGCAGGAAGGCGAACAGCAGACCCACGAAAAGGUACCCCAGAAACUAGUCAAUGUUGGGGGCUUCGAGAACCUCAUGCCCGCUGUAUUCGAGCUCUGCAAACGCGAAAUUGAUUCAAUAGCGAAUACCACGGGAGGACCUACACGACCGUUCAAAGCUAUCAUUUACUUCGGAGCUACGGCCGAUGUCUCGCUUGCCGCUUCUGUUCUCAAGAAUCUGAAGAACCCUGGACAAAGCAUUUUCCACCAAGGCCCUCUGCAUCCCGCUAAGAUUAUCGAAAUGCACGCGCGGCUCACUCAAGAUGCGCGAACCAGAGCAGCAGAGGCUUUUCGACGCGCAGAGUCUGGAAUCAUGCUCUCGUCUGAUGUGACUGCUCGCGGAAUGGAUUUCCCAAACGUCACUCAUGUCAUUCAAGUUGGUCUACCACCCUCAGAAGAGCAGUACGUCCACCGUAUUGGUCGGACGGCCAGAGGAGACAAGACUGGCGAGGGUUGGAUGUUCAUCACAAAUCUGGAAGCUAGAGAAAUCCGCCACAAGCUUCCGAAUAUGCCUCUAAAACCCGACAGCACUCUCGAAACCGCCAAAGUUGACAUGAAGAAAGAUGCUCAGCUGCCUGAGCACACAGCCAAGACUUUGACCACGGUAGGUGAUGCAAUGAAAAUAGUACCCCGCGGGCUGAAAGCCGGAUCGUACAUGGCGGCUUUGGGUGUUUUCCAGUGGUAUGGCAACAAGCAGGUACUCAUAGAUGCUUUGAACGACCGCGCAAGGUAUGGUUGGGGGAUGGAGACGCCACCGAUGGUCGGUCGAGCAUUGGCAUCGAAACUUCGCCUCGAUCGAGUACAGGGUAUCAAUAUAGGUCGUGAAGAUUACCAGUCCAAUUCCGCAGGCAAUGCAAGGGAUGUAGGUAUGCAGGGGCGCUCAAGGUUUGGCGGAGACAGAGGAAGCUAUGGCUCUGACCGGGAAGACGGUGGUCGUCCAUCUUACGGAGACCGCAAUCGCGGCGGAGGCGGCGAUCGCGGUGGCUAUGGAGGGAGCUUUGGCGGAGGCCGUGGUGGAGGCUACGGAGUGGACCGUGGCGGAGGUAGCGACCGCGGUGGUUCCGGAGGGCUCUUUGGCGGAGGCCGUGGUGGAGGUCGUGGUGGAAGCUACGGAGUGGACCGUGGCGGAAGCAAUGACCGCGGUGAUUACGGAGGGAGCCGUGGCGGAGGCCGUGGAGGCAGCUACGGAGGGGAUCGUGGCGGAGGCCGUGGUGGCUACGGAGGACGAGAGAGCAGGACUCGGUAUUAG